AUGUCGUUCGUCAGAGGCGGCUCGAGCCUCAUAUCCUCAUGCCUGUCUACACUCCGACCCACCACUAGCCUUCUGCGCGGCUACGCGACGCCGGCGGCCGCGUCGACGUCGUCGGACACCGCCGGGGCGUUCUCGCGGUCGACGAACCUCUUCAAAACGUACAAGCCCGUGACGCCUGGUCUGCGACACUUGAGGAGACCAAUAAACGACCACCUGUGGACCGGAAGGCCGUUGCUUGCUCUGACUGCACCCCUGCGAAAAAAGGGCGGGAGGAACCACCAUGGACAUAUCACUGUCCGCCAUCGCGGUGGAGGUCACAAGCGCCGGUUGCGUGUCGUCGACUACAUACGUGAGACACCGGGCCCGCACGACGUACUGCGAAUCGAGUACGACCCGAACCGGUCCGCACAUCUGGCGUUGCUGCAGACGCGUGAUCCGAACGUGACGGGCGCGGAGCGGUUCAGCUAUAUUCUCGCGCCGGAGGGCAUGCGGGCCGGUGCUGUGGUGGAGAGCUUCAGGCAGGGCAUCCCAGACGGAUUUGUGCCUGGAUUUGUGGAGGAGGGAAGGAAGAGCAAGCAGCUGAAGAAGGCGCGACUGGCGAAUGAGAAGCUCGCUGCUGGCGAGGCUGCGCAGGAAGAGGCGAUCGGCGAGGGCCCCAUGCUCGCCCUCGGCCAGCUCCGUCUGGCGACCGUCAAACCCGGCAACGUCCUCCCGCUCCGGCACAUUCCCAUCGGCACCGUCAUCCACAACGUUGCACUUGACCCCAAGGGGCCCGGUCGUCUCGUCAGAUCGGCCGGCACCUUCGCUCAGGUCGUCGUGCACGAGGCCGGCAGGUACUCUCAGGUUCGCCUUCAGAGCGGUGAAGUCCGCAAGAUCCACUCGGACUGUGUGGCGACCAUCGGGAAAGUCAGCAACCCGAUGUGGAAGAACAGGUCGCUUGGCAAGGCCGGUCGCUCGCGCUGGCUCGGUAUUCGUCCGACCGUUCGUGGUAUGGCCAUGAACAAGGUCGACCAUCCUCACGGUGGUGGUCGUGGCAAGUCCAAGUCGAACAAGCACCCGCGUUCUCCCUGGGGCUGGCUCACCAAGGGCAAGCGUACCCGCAAGCCCGGACCCAUGGGCCCCAAGGGCAGCAACCAGUUUGUCGUCAAGGAGCGCCCGCGCGGCAAGGAGAAGCACGGCCCCUAG
Molecule: messenger RNA, 1185 nt
Organism: Peniophora sp. CBMAI 1063
Lineage: Eukaryota; Fungi; Basidiomycota; Agaricomycetes; Russulales; Peniophoraceae
Source: the annotation of a GenBank genome assembly